AUGAAAACAAAACUGCUGGAGGACAAGCUGAAUAUCCGGCGCUGCAUUCGCCGUCUCAUAGAUGAUGAGCUGCAGGAAGCUGAAAAACUUUCACUCGACGAUCGGGUAAGCAGAAGCUCAUCAUUUUUGGAAAAAGUGGCCCUCGAAGAGCUGGGCGAGCUGCGCAAGCAGUUGAUGGCCGAAUUGGCGACCUUCCGGAUGUUCCGGAAUGUGAUUCAAGCUGUCGAGUUUCCGGAAAGGGGCCCUGGACGGACCCAAUCGUUAGCCGAUACAGAAAGGUCUACGCAAAAUUCCGGCGAGGACAGCGAACGUGUGUUUAGCCGUUUGGAGAGUUUGGUGGAAGCAUUGGAGGCUCGAAGACGUUUACGAAGCCGUAUUGAUGAAGUGCAUGAGAAAAAAGACGCCGCGACGAGCCCUGUACAACCCGAUGGUGUAUCAACUGGCCGUCUAUCCGAAUAUCGACACGCGUUUGACGAAGAAUUCUCGAGCUCAGAUCCGAGCUCCGAUCCGUCGAUCGGGCAAAUCCGACUUGAGCCGCUGGAUCUCGGG
Molecule: messenger RNA, 549 nt
Organism: Mesorhabditis spiculigera
Lineage: Eukaryota; Metazoa; Nematoda; Chromadorea; Rhabditida; Rhabditidae
Source: the annotation of a GenBank genome assembly